Messenger RNA from Vigna radiata var. radiata (mung bean), 442 nucleotides. RefSeq lists its product as uncharacterized. Bases 21 to 344 code for a protein of 107 amino acids. The transcript has 4 exons. The record is from RefSeq and is a predicted model, not a curated record. Lineage: Eukaryota; Viridiplantae; Streptophyta; Magnoliopsida; Fabales; Fabaceae.
GGAACAUUGAACAGUCUCUAAUGGAAUCAGUGUAUCCAACUAGUCCAGUCACUGCAAACCCUACUCCUCCACCACAAGUCACUGGAAACUCUUCUCCGUCACAGAUUUUCACAAACUCAGCUUAUGAUCCAUCAUUUGAAAUGCGUGGAUUACCUUUGGAUCCUCAUCUGAGAUUGUUUUUCUUUAACAAUAACCCUGAGCAAGCAGCUGCGUGCAAUAGGAACACACUUUAUGAUCCAUCUUUUGAAGAGCGUGGAUUACCUCUGGAUCCACACUUGAGAUGUUUUGCCCUGGAAUUAGCAAAAAAGAAUGGUGGUGAUGGCGAUAAGCUGGAUUUGAACUGAUGGCAAUGAAUUCACAUUGGCUGGGAGCAUGGAUUCAUAUUUGUGCUUUUUAGUCAUGAAAACUUAGACAAUAUAUUAUGGUAUUUUUAAGAUUUCAA